CGUUAGUGGUCACUAGGGGCGCCGUCUCGAGCGUGUUUUCCCGCGCGGUGCAUUGUGGGCCGCCGGAGGAGCGCAGGGUCAGACAGACGCGAUCAUGGCCGCCGUGUGUUUCUCCUUGAGCCGCUGCUGCGCCGCCGGGCACCGAGCCUCGGUCACGGCGGUGCGCUUCGCUCAGACGGCGUCCGCGGUGCAGCCCAGGAUCAAGACCUUCCAGAUCUACCGCUGGGAUCCGGACCGCGCCGGGGACAAGCCUCGCAUGCAGACCUACGAGAUCGACCUGAACACCUGCGGGCCCAUGGUUCUGGACGCUCUCAUCAAGAUCAAGAACGAGAUGGACGGCACGCUGACCUUCAGGCGCUCCUGCAGAGAGGGGAUCUGCGGGUCGUGUGCCAUGAACAUCAACGGAGGAAACACUCUGGCCUGUCUGAACAAAAUCGACACGAACACCGGCAAGGUGACGAAGAUCUACCCGCUGCCGCACAUGUACGUGGUGAAAGACCUGGUGCCGGACAUGAGUAACUUCUACGCUCAGUACAAGUCCAUCGAGCCCUACCUGAAGAAGAAGGACGAGUCCAGACAGGGCCAGGAGCAGUACCUGCAGAGCGUGGAGGACCGGCAGAAACUGGUAGCUGAUGAGCCCGGACACGACGGGCUGUACGAGUGUAUCCUGUGCGCCUGCUGCAGCACCAGCUGUCCCAGCUACUGGUGGAACGCAGACAAGUACCUGGGUCCAGCCGUGCUCAUGCAGGCGUACCGCUGGAUGAUCGACUCUCGUGAUGAAUACACCGAGGAGAGGCUCUCCAAGCUGCAGGACCCCUUCUCUCUGUACCGCUGUCACACCAUCAUGAACUGCACCAGAACCUGCCCGAAGGGCCUGAAUCCAGGCAAAGCCAUCGCAGAGAUCAAGAAGAUGAUGGCCACCUACAAAGAGAAGAAGACUGCGUCUGCGUGAAGAUGGACAGUCCUGUGAAGACCAGCAGCUCUCUCACACACACACACACACACACACUCUUCCACACACACUCUAGACAGGACACAGAUCAUAUGAUAUUUCUGCUCAUCACUCCAUAAAGAGACGUGUUUGUUGUUUCAGAGUUUGUCUGGAGAUCUGUAUAUUCAAUAAAUAAAUGCUUGUAGAGCAAGGUUUUCUUCAGCAGUCAGAAGAGUCUUGUCUCAUGUUAAAAUAAUAAUAAAGUGAUUAUAAAUGCAA
Puntigrus tetrazona (Sumatra barb) is the source of this 1210-nucleotide messenger RNA. It is a transcript of the gene sdhb, whose product is annotated as succinate dehydrogenase complex, subunit B, iron sulfur (Ip). The coding region runs from base 95 to 952 and encodes 285 amino acids. Lineage: Eukaryota; Metazoa; Chordata; Actinopteri; Cypriniformes; Cyprinidae. Gene Ontology annotation, cellular component: mitochondrial membrane. The transcript has 8 exons. Gene Ontology annotation, biological process: respiratory electron transport chain; tricarboxylic acid cycle; aerobic respiration. The record is from RefSeq and is a predicted model, not a curated record. Gene Ontology annotation, molecular function: 2 iron, 2 sulfur cluster binding; electron transfer activity.